AUGUCCGAGGACAAGUCCGACGCCGUUGUUGCUGUUGCUGCGGCGACCACGAUCGUGGCGGAGGCACCCGCCGCUCCGCCGGCUGCUGGCUCGCAGCGCAAGUUCGGGCCAAAGUGGGAGAUCAAGUAUGCGGUGGCCGUCACGGAACGCGACGCGCUGACGCAGCUGCCCACGAAGGCCGUGUGCCUGCUGUGCCAGGCCUUCGAGCGGGAGGAGAUCGUCGGUGCCAAGCGGAAGAAGACCAAUCGUGUCCGCACCUUCACGGAGCCGUGGCGACCCGACAACAUGAAGCGUCACAUGGAGCAGCAGCACCCGCAGCGUUGGGAGGAGUACCAGAACCUCGGGGACGGCGAGAAGCGCGCGUACUUCUCCAGCGGCCGGGCGGCCCGCGAAGAUCUGAUGAUGCCAGUGGCUAGCGGAGACGUGGCUGUGGCCCCGAUGGUCAGUGAUCCGAACCCGAGCGUCGAGGCUCAUGCAGCCGCUGCUCAGUCUCGCACGUACCUUAUUGACAGAGACAUCGUGGAGGAGCUUAUUGCUGGCGUCCUGUUUCAGACCACAAACAACGAGUAUCGCAAUGCGUGGAAUGUGCCGGUGAUGUUCUCACUACUGGAAGGAGCAGAUGCAGGGUCUGGAGAAAUUGACAUGAACGAGUCGCGUUAUGUGGCGCGGGUGGACUCGCUUCUGAAGUUUAACAUGUGCUUGAAAUACGUGGGUAUGGGGAUAGCGCUCAACCAAGUUGUGCCGCUUUUUCAGAAGACGGCGGAGGAAACAGGAAUGGAUAAGAGUCUCGGAGGAUCGAGCUUUACGGAGCAGCAGUUGGCGUGCUUGUGUCGUGUGGCUUGUGCCGUCAACUUGCAGACACUGAAGGACUCGCUACGCGCAGUGUGGGCGUUUGCGAUUGCAAUUGAAAAGGGGAAAAAUGCUGGCUCGCCGUAUUUGGACGUUCACGUACGGUUUGAACGCAAUGGACAACUCCACGAUUUUCACUUGGUCUCGGUCCCUGUUCGAGAGGACUCAUCUCAGAUCAUCGCUCACCAGUGCGACGCGAUUAUCAAAUGUUUCGAUGUUGUGGCGCCAGGGUGGAGGACGCAACUGAUAGGCGUCUCUACCAGCGAGCCGUUAGCAAAAAUGCCUUCGAGCGCACGAGCUCUGAUGGGUAGUUUGUCCCGCGAGUGCGUGGCCCCCUUUUAUUCUGAGUGGGAAGUCGUGCAGCAGCUCGAGCGAACAAUUCAGGAAACGUUCGAUGGCCUCUGCAAUGAGCGCUUCGUGGCUGCUCUGACGGUGUUGACUGGGCACUUUCGACGACAGCGCGCUCUUAUUCGUGAAAUGAAUGGAGAAAUGUGCCCAAAAUUUGAGGAAGGCAGGUGGCGAUCGAUAGCGAAGGUAUUGAAAUGGUUUGCGGAACAUCGUGCGCGUUUAACCAAGUUUGUCCAAGACGCUCAGUUACCAGGGGCUCCUGGGAAAGAAUGGUGGGUCACAAUCUUGGCUGCGAGCAGUGUUGUGGACCGUGUAAAUGUGGCUUUGAAUUCAUUGUGCGAGCCGGCUACUGCGCUGAGUUUCUCCCGACGCGAGUGUCUGGGUAAGCUUGUGACAGAUGUCGCUUUGAUGAGCGGCGCAUUAGGGCCAUUAUCUGCUCCACAGCGACUUUCGAUGGCUCAAAGUAAUAAUUUCGAAGUGGGUGACUUUGCGCUGAGUCGAGAGGCAACCUUCUCAUUUCUGAAAGAGCAAGGCAGCUUCGCGAUAGAAGCGGUAGAUGAACUGGAGGAAAACUUUUCAACGUGCUGUCAAGCUGCUGUGGAGACUACUGCCAUUUUCGUGCUUUCUCUUAUUAGUAAAGUGCACCAAAUGGCUCCCCAUUGUAGCCAGAACGGUAGCCUCACGUCAAACUCCAGUGCUAGCCUCCCCCCGUUCCUCCCAGCGACGUUGUGUAAGUCACGGAGUCAAGACUUUGUGGUCCAGUUGCAGAUUCAAAGUGUGCGUCUGCAGCAGCAUUUUUCGGCGGAUCAGAUUGAGCAGAUUGAAGACCAACACCGUGUUCUGCGAACGGCCUACCGACUAGACGAGAGCGUGAGCCAGCAGAUUAGUGUGCUGUCCAAAGCCAGUUCUUUCAGAGAGGCAUGGAGCGAUGGCCGUUUCGGAGGCAACGAUUGCCGCCUUCUUCGCAAGUUUUGUGGGGCAAUUGCGUGUGCUGCUACAGACCCCAUCGUGGUGAAAAGUUCGACCGAGUUUUCCCUGAUCAAUUGGCGAAGGAGCCCCUUUGGCCUCUCGCUUGUGGACUUUUUGCUGGAAGCUGCGUUACAUGCCCGGCAGUAUAGUGAUCUCUCGCGCUUGCGUGAGUGAUGAGGACAUAAUGAGUAAUACUGAAGUAUGCUUGAGGUGGCUUCGAGCACGUAAGCGAACCAGUUAAGUAAAUGGACAGCAAGUUCGUGCGGAU
Molecule: messenger RNA, 2434 nt
Organism: Phytophthora sojae
Lineage: Eukaryota; Oomycota; Peronosporomycetes; Peronosporales; Peronosporaceae
Exons: 1
Coding region: 1-2340 (779 amino acids)
Source: RefSeq, a predicted model, not a curated record